Messenger RNA from Iphiclides podalirius (scarce swallowtail), 327 nucleotides. NCBI's taxonomy places the organism in Eukaryota, Metazoa, Arthropoda, Insecta, Lepidoptera, Papilionidae. The record is from the annotation of a GenBank genome assembly.
AUGCGUCACAAUGGUUCUAUUAUCAUUGAAAAGGUACAAUAUGGUGAUGCUGGGAUGUACACCUGCCAGGCAGAAAACGUAAAUGAUAAAGUAACAGCUAAAGCCACUUUCAAAGUCAUGGUUGCACCUGCGUGUACCCAUGUGCCAAGGGAUCAAACAGUUAUCAUUGGCGAUACAACCAUAUUCAGACGCACGGGAAGGGGAGAUCCAAAACCCAUUAUAACCUGGCUGACUGAGUUCCCUAACGCCCCGGCAAGAGAUGUCCGCGCGGCCGAAAUAUACGAACGGGCAUUGGAAAAUGUUCGACAGUUCGCCCAAUCCGGGUGC